AUGAAACUGCCACCGACGCUCACAAAAUUGACACUCUCAAACAUUUCAAAUGUCGACCUCGGCGCCAUUCAAGCAACACAGUGGAGCGCGCUCACGGACCUCCGGUAUCUCAACGCACGCACCGCUAGUACGUUCGACCUGUCGACGGUUGUCCUCACCAACAGCGUCAAGUGGCCACAGUCGCUGGCAUCAUCGAUGUUUGCAAAUACCGACCUCGACUACAUUCCGCAAGGCUUGCCGUCGACGGUCAAGGAGCUGGCGAUGCAAGGCAACAGCCUCGUAGACCUCACAAACCUCCCUGCCAACCUCACGCUUUUGCGUAUCUCGGACAACCCGAAACUGCAAUCAAUCGCGCGUGUCCAGCUCUCGACCAAGCUCGAAUAUUUCGACAUGCGAGACUGCCCCUUACUGACCAGCGUCACGAUCGACACGAGUACGUUCGCGGCGCUCGACGCGCUUCCCAACGCCGGCGACGCGGACAAGGACGACGUCUACCGUGGCUUUGCAGUCAACAAAGACAUUUCGACAGAUGCCGCCGCCUGCUCGGCCACUAAGGGCACCAUCCAGCGCCUCUGGAAGUCCACGAGCAAGUACCUGGUCAACGUCUGCGUGCUGCCAGGUCCUCCCACAACAAGUCCUCCCGAGCCAACGUCCUCCAACACGGGCCUCAUCAUCGGUGUCGUCGUCGGCGUUCUCGUCCUCGUCGGCGCCAUCGUCGCCUUUCUCUUGAUCAAGCGCCGCAAGGCCAAGCAGUCCCCGCCCACACCUGGCUACUAUCGCUUCGACGGCAACGACACCAUCAACGACGGUCGCACGCUUGGUACGAAUGGCACCAAGACCAUUGGUACCAACGGCACGGGUGGACCGACGGCCGGCACCACCGGCACGCACCGGACGGUCUUCAACCCGGACCCGACGCUGGACGGGCCGAACGUGCCGUCGUGGGUGUCGGACAUUGGUCUGCAGUGUUUGCAGCUGCAUGAAGAAGAUCGUCCGACGUCUCUCAUGCUCGCGUCGAUGCUCAACAAGUGCCAUGUCUGAGCGUCACCUUAUAUUCGGCAUGACGUCAUAUAAUUCAUUGAUGCUAUCCUGGA
Molecule: messenger RNA, 1094 nt
Organism: Saprolegnia diclina VS20
Lineage: Eukaryota; Oomycota; Saprolegniomycetes; Saprolegniales; Saprolegniaceae
Exons: 9
Coding region: 1-1041 (346 amino acids)
Source: RefSeq, a predicted model, not a curated record